CAAAAGUGAACCAAUCAGAUGUUGUUGUUUGGAUUCUUUGUCUUGAAGUUUCACAUGUGGAAGCUUCCAGAGUCUUUUCUGUUUGCUCUGCAGGCUGAGCAGAACUGACUGCUGCAGAAUCACAGGGACUUUCAGGAAAAUCUCCAAACAGGAGAAAAGUUUCCUGUGAUUGUGAGACUGGCAGAGGAUCAAAGCUGUAGUGAAGAGGACGGCGGUGUUUGUGGCAGUUGGAGCUGAAGAUCGGAGCAGGAACCAUGUCUUCCCUUCAGUCUCUGAGAGAGUUGAUCAGCGAGCGACUAGCUGCUGCUACUGAAGAAAUCUGCAGACUCUGUGAAGGAACCAUCGUCCAGUACGAGCAGGAGCUCUGUCGUCAGCGCAGACUGCUGGAUGUCCUCUGGAAACCACAGCUUCAGAUCCACCAAAUAGUCCUCCCUCAGCAUUAUGUGAGUGAAGAGGAUUUUUGCAACCAACAGAGGAAUUUGAGAAUGAAACAAGAGGAACCAGAUUCUCCACAAAUUAAAGAGGAACAUGAAGAACCAGAGCCUCAACACAUUAAAGAGGAACAAGAACCUACACUGAUUAUACAGAAACUAGAACCAGAAUCUCUAUUGAUAAAAGUGGAGCAAGAGGAACUCUACAUCAGUCAGUUUGAAGGGCAGCUUGAUCUGAAGCAGGAGACUGAUACCUUGAUGGAGAUUCCUAUUUAUGAGGAAGAUGAGAACAGUGAAGCAGAUCUUAACAAUCAGCAGAGCUUUAAUGUAACUGACAGUCGGGAUGAAGAAAGAAACCAACUUGAAGAAUCAACGUCAACUACAGAUGAAGAGACUGACCCACAGAACACAGAUCAGAGGAAGAGACGACACAGAAGUCAUGUCCAAAGUGUGGACACUUCUCACAUGUCAGAAAGUCUGUGCCACUCUGAUGUUAGAAUAAACUUCACAAACUCAACUUUGGUUAAGAAACGUAAACAAACACCAAGCGAAAAGAGACUUUCUUCUGUAACGUCUGUUGAAAGCUCAAGAAUUGUUAAUAAUGUAUUUGGCUCCACACAAAAAGACAGACAUCAUAUCUGUUCAGAAAGUGGUAAAAGUUUUGGUUUUAAGUUUAGAACAUACACGAGAACCCACUCAGGAGUGAAGCCACAUUCUUGUAAAGAAUGUGGUAAAAGUUUUACUUGUGUAUCCCAUCUCAAAACGCACAUUAGAACUCAUACAGGAGAGAAGCCUUUUUUGUGUAAAGAAUGUGAUAAAAGUUUUACUUGUGUAUCCCAUCUCAAAACGCACAUUAGAAUUCAUACAGGAGAGAAGCCUUUUUUGUGUAAGGAAUGUGAUAAAAGUUUUAGAAGUGUAUCUAAUCUCAAGAGACACAUGAGAACUCAUGGAGGAGAAAAGCCUUUUUCUUGUAAAGAAUGUGAUAAAAGUUUUAAAUGUUUAUCUAAUCUCAAAACGCACAUUAGAACUCAUACAGGAGAGAAGCCUUUUUUGUGUAAAGGGUGUGAUAAAAGUUUUAGUAGUUCAUAUCAUCUCAAAAGACACAUUAGAACUCAUACAGGAGAGAAGCCUUUUUUGUGUAAAGGGUGUGAUAAAAGUUUUAGAUGUUUAACUGAUCUCAAAAGACACAUUAGAACUCACACAGGAGAGAGGCCUUAUUCUUGUAAAGAAUGUGAUAAAAGUUUUAGUUGUUCAUCUCAUUUCAAAAGACACUUGAGAACUCACACAGGAAAGAAGCCUUUUUCUUGUAAAGAAUGUGAUAAAAGUUUUAGUUGUUCAUCUCAUCUCAAAAGACACUUGAGAACUCACACAGGAGAGAAGCCUUUUUUGUGUAAAGAAUGUGAUAAAAGUUUCAAGGAUUUAUAUAAUCUCAGAAGACACUUGAGAACUCAUACAGAAGGGAAACCUUGCUUGUAAAGAAUAUAAAACAAGUUUUAGUGAUUUAUCUAGUCUCAAAAGCCCUUUUUUGUGUGUGAUAUAAAUGCGAUAAAAGUUUUAGUGAUGUAUUUGACAUUUAAACGCAAGUUUUCAUAAAACACGUAUGAGAACUCACACAGAAGGGAAACUGACCUGAGGUCAGCUAUCAAAGCAGCCUGAUCUUUAAUUAAAUGUACACAGGCUGAUGGCCUCCAUACCACAUUGAUGCAGUUAUUCAGUACUGAUGAGACAGAAGUGAUUAUUGAAUGCAUUGAAGUGAACAGAUUUCUGAAAUCUGAUAUGAGUCCUGAAAAAAUUCUUCAGGGAUUGUGUAAUAAUUUUAAACAUCAUGAGUUUCACUUUUUAAGCUGUUUAACUUUAUCAAAUUCAUUCUUUUAGAUGUACUUUUAAAUAGAAAUGUGUUGUUUUGAAUUAUGAGGGUAUGUUUUGAUUUUGAUAAUGUUCAAUUUUUGUUGGUUGAUUUUUCUCAGUAGAUUUUUGUACUUUUAUGAUUUUGUAGUAUUCACUCUGACCAUGGUAUAAGCUAAACAAUGUUGUCUAAGUUUGUGUAUUACCAUGCCAACACUAUAAUUAUUUUUAAACAUAUCUUAAUCUAACACUUUAAAUGUGAUUUGUGAACAUACCAAAAUAGUUUUAAAAAUAAAAUAAUUGCAGUUUAUACUUUGUUGAGUCAUGUCAAUCACAGUUUAGUGAGAAAAAGGAUUUAGUAAAAAUGUAUGCAGGAAGAGGCGGAUAAAGAACCAGACUGGUAUUUGUGUCUGGUGUUCUUGUGAUUCAUGUUUUCUAGUAGACAUUAGAACUGUUCUUCUGUUCUGUUUGGUUCUCAGUGUUCUGUUCCAAUUUUUAAUGCGAAGAAUAAAGUGGACUUGAACAUCAGUC
This is a messenger RNA of Oryzias latipes (Japanese medaka), 2807 nucleotides long. RefSeq lists its product as uncharacterized. NCBI's taxonomy places the organism in Eukaryota, Metazoa, Chordata, Actinopteri, Beloniformes, Adrianichthyidae. Gene Ontology annotation, biological process: negative regulation of transcription by RNA polymerase II; regulation of cytokine production; regulation of immune system process. The record is from RefSeq and is a predicted model, not a curated record. Gene Ontology annotation, molecular function: RNA polymerase II cis-regulatory region sequence-specific DNA binding; DNA-binding transcription repressor activity, RNA polymerase II-specific. Gene Ontology annotation, cellular component: nucleoplasm.